Molecule: messenger RNA, 796 nt
Organism: Equus caballus (horse)
Lineage: Eukaryota; Metazoa; Chordata; Mammalia; Perissodactyla; Equidae
Product: keratin-associated protein 12-2
Cellular component (GO): keratin filament
Source: RefSeq, a predicted model, not a curated record
CGCCUCCACCCCAACACCAGCCCAGCCCCACAUCACCAUGUGCCACACCAGCUGCUCCUCAGGCUGCCAGGCUGCCUGCUGCUCGCCCAGCCCCUGUCAGGCAUCCUGCUGUGUGCCCGUGAGCUGCAAACCUGCCGUGUGCACACCUGUGAGCUGCCAGUCAGCCGUGUGCACACCCGUGAGCUGCCAGCCUUCUGUGUGCACACGUGUGAGCUGCCAGUCAGCUGUAUGCACACCUGUGAGCUGCCAGCCCGCUGUGUGCACACCUGUGAGCUGCCAAUCUGUGUGUGUGACCCCCUCCUGCCAGUCCUUCGUGCGUGUGCCUGUGAGCUGCCAGGCCUCCACGUGUGGGGUCCCCUCCUGGCAGUCCUUCGUGCGUGUGCCUGUGAGCUGCAAGCCUGCUGUGCUUGUGGCCCCCUCCUGCCAGUCCUCCGGGUGCUGCCAGCCGUCCUGCCCCACCCUGGUCUGCAGACCCACCUCCUGCAGCUCCCCUUGCUGCUAUUGACCACGAGUCCCUUCUCAGCUGCAUCAGUGCAGACGGGUCCUCACCUGUACCCCUCCCAGAACGAGUCCUCUGUGGGCCUCCAGCUUCUGCAUGUGGCAGAUGAAAUGCAUGCUCACCGACCCCUCUGAACUCUGGGGUGAGAAUGUGGCCGGAUGACCUGGAUCCCUCCGUGACCCUCCCUAUGCCCUCAGGGAAUUCCUGAUUCCCAGAGUCCUUCUCUGUUCCCAGUAGGAAGCAAAACUCCACGUGAGCCAAAUAAAUCGUGCUCUCCUGACGCAGCUCGUCUGUGCA